CCAGAACCUUGAAUUGGCAAAAGAUUUUUAGCGUUAUUCUUGCAAAUUAAAAACUUUGUCUCUAAUUAGAUACCUAAAAAGACGCGAUGGCGGCCAUAUUGUCGUAGCCAUAUUUUGUGUUUAAAUCUAUGGAAAAUGUCUCAGGGAAGAUGGCUCCUGGUGACGACGACAUUUAGCAAUGGGCGACAUUCUCCCGGAUGUGGUACGUCAUUGACGCCAAUCAGCAGCCGCCGGGGAAGAUCGCCUCCAUAUGUGCGCAGCACCUGCAGGGUCUCCACAAGCCCAUGUAUCACGCACUGAGUGACUGCGGGGACCAUGUAGUGGUGAAGAACACCAGACACAUCGCCUUCUCUGGAAAUAAAUGGGAACAGAAGGUUUAUUCUUCACAUUCGGGGUAUCCUGGAGGCUUUAGACAAGUCACCGCAGCCGUUCUCCACCGGAAGGAUCCCACCGCGAUAGUUAAACUGGCCGUGUACGGGAUGUUGCCGAAAAACCUUCACAGAAGAACCAUGAUGCAGAGGCUGCAUAUAUUUCCUGAAGAGGAUAUUCCAGAAGAAAUCUUAAAAAAUCUAGUUACAGAACUUAAACAGCCCAGAGUCAUUCCCAAGAGGCUGAACGAAUACUCCAGAGAGGAGAUCGAGGCUUUCCCUAAACUCUGGAUCCCAUCCUCAGACUACCUGCCCAAAUAACUCUGUGAAUAUCAAAGGAACACCAGGACAGAUCAUCUCCGAACCUGGGAAGAUUUAUGUCGAUUUUUGUUAUGUUUAUAUGAACGUUGCAUUUUGCUUUAUAAUAAAUCCAUUUGACAUUCUGCACAA
Molecule: messenger RNA, 818 nt
Organism: Hyla sarda
Lineage: Eukaryota; Metazoa; Chordata; Amphibia; Anura; Hylidae
Gene: MRPL13
Product: mitochondrial ribosomal protein L13
Exons: 7
Coding region: 198-689 (163 amino acids)
Biological process (GO): negative regulation of translation; translation
Cellular component (GO): ribosome; mitochondrial large ribosomal subunit
Molecular function (GO): structural constituent of ribosome; mRNA binding
Source: RefSeq, a predicted model, not a curated record